Messenger RNA from Kwoniella mangroviensis CBS 8507, 1680 nucleotides. RefSeq lists its product as uncharacterized. Lineage: Eukaryota; Fungi; Basidiomycota; Tremellomycetes; Tremellales; Cryptococcaceae. The coding region runs from base 1 to 1680 and encodes 559 amino acids. The record is from RefSeq and is a predicted model, not a curated record. The transcript has 6 exons.
AUGUACACCGAGAGAAAGGUCGAUAGGCAAGAUAGAGAUGAAUGGGAUGGAACUGAGGGAGAUGUCAACUUCAGAUUCUCAUCCCCUAUCUACGCGGAAGAACCGUCUUUGAUCUCCACCAUAGCGGUCAAGCGUGAACGUGAACCUAUUCCUCCCGCAACUGCUCGCACACCUCGACCACACAAGUUUCACCGUGAUCACUGGAGUCCUCCUUCCGAUUUCAAGACAGUCACCCAUCCCCCUUACCUUCAUUCAACUCAACAUUCUUCAGAUCAUAUAGCCCGACCAACAAAUUUAGAUGUCAAGGUUGAAGUGGAUGUACAGGAUGGGCAGACCCAAUCAAUGAAUGAAAGUCUCACAGCAAAUUCUCGAUCAAUUUUUCCUGGAACAGGACCUCUUUCUCAAUCCAUACCACAUCAUCCUGCAAGAGACAACGUUUGUUCACCUAGGAGGAUAAUGAAUAUCGGUAACGAUAGUAACAGUCAUUCAACUGCUCCCCAUCCACAGCAAUAUCACUUUCGACCUCCAGCCAGGUCAACCACCUUCUCUUCCAGAUCGCCUCCUCUUCGUAACUCUAGUAACUCGUCAAGACGAAAAAGAGAUAUUGCUGUACCACAUGGGAGAAGAGUGAAAACGAGCCAUGAUCCCAGAACCCAACAAAAUAGAAAUACUAACAUAAGUAUAAAAGAGAAUGCAGAGACUCUUGAAGAUUUUUUGUCUAGUUCGAAACGUGUGUUGAAUCCCGAAGAAGUAUAUGCAUCACCUACAUCACAGCUUAGAAACGAGUUCUUCAGCCAAUCGAUUCACGAAUCUCUAUACGUCACUAAGUGGAAAGACGCUUUGGAUUCGGUGGAUAAGCUUGGAAACGGUGGUGAUUCGCUUGGAGAAGCGAUUAAGAUAAAGGGUUUGUUGGAGAUUGGAAUACAGCUUCUAAAGAUAUCUAUUUCUGGGCUAUCGACCGUAGCAGACCGACGGCAGCUUCUAGGCAACCAUCGAAUACUCAUCAUUGGAUCAUGGAAGCAAACAAGUAUCGUAGGAGAAUUGAAAGAUCAAUUGGGAAAGCUUGGAGGGACGGUAUGUACCUCGGAAGAUGAACUUUUUUAUAAAGGCGCAAGAACAUAUAUCCAAAUAAUCGGCCCUGGUUUUUCCGGAUCAUCCUACAUCAGUACCGCUAAUAGAAGAAUAGAAAGGAUGGAAAGGUGGACUAUACAGAAUUGUCUAGUAAAGCUAAUUAGAUGGUGUGAUGCUAAAGCUUUGAGGAAUAAACCGUUAGACGCACGAUUGGAGAUACUGGCUUCUCAAUGUAAGAAGAAUUGCUGGGACAUAGGAGCAGGAAAAGAGGUGUUUGUUUCAGGUUCGAUACCUGAUGAAUCUAAGGUAUCUAUCAGACGUAUUUGCGAUUAUGAGAGAUUUCUUAUACAUCCUACGGUAAGAUAUUCAACAACAUCCAACGCUAGAGAUCGGAUCGUCAUCACACCAUCCUCCAGUACCACCGUUACCCCCGAUCGACACGACUUGAUGAGAAUGACAAUGGAGGGAUUCUAUGAUUUCGUCAUAGAUUUGCGAGAAUAUGCUCGAAGAGCAUCUCGAGAGUCUCAUCAACCUCGAAUGAGUGCAGAUGAAAAGCGAUUUGCGAAGACUCUGCCACCUACUCUGGCGACUGAUGCGAUAUGUACUUGA